GGAACUAUUGCUGGACGUGCGCAAACGCCUGCCUCACGUUCGCGUCGGUGCACAGUAACGCCACCAAAUGAACAUGCAAUAUGCACGCGGCAUUUCCACGGCUUUCCAUGUCAGGAAGCUUUGCAUACGUCCACGACACGAAUUGGUUCCUCAGCGAUGCGACUCACGUCGUUUACAAGCACGUGCGGCUCUUGCAGUCGGUCUUGAAGGCAUAGAUGCUUCCACUGCUUCGGAGGUGGUAAACGCGCUCAAGGCUGCCUCUUGGUGCAGGGCCCCACGCUGUCCGAGAUGCUGGGCUGCGCGCAGUCGGCGCUGCAGGUGCUGAGCGACGCCUGGGUGUCCGCCACCACCCCUCUGGCUGUGUUCGGCCCCGACCGCUGGGGCCUCAGCCUGCUGUUUUAUGUCGCGGUGGGGCUACUGGCCUACAACCUCAUCAUCGCGGCGCCCAAGCAGUAGCAGUAGCAGGAGCAGUGGCAAGGGGCAGUGGCAGUAGCAGUGGAAGUGGCAGCAGAAGCGGCUGUGGCAGCAGGAGCGGCAGAGGAGGCGGUUGGGGCACGGAGCGACCAUGGCUUGACAUUGGCGGCCGGGGCACCUGGGGCUUUCCUGACGACCGUGGAGAUGUCAGCGGGGGCUUAGGCACUGCUAGCAGGUGGCGCUGCGGCGCAGCACAUGGCGUGAAAGAAGUGAACCGCUUACGGAGAUUAGGGUACGGUUGCGGUGCGUGCUCCAUGGAAAUCCUUGCAAGCAGGGUCCCCUUGACACGAAAGGCGAGUAGUCAGCGUGAUGAGUUCCCUCCGCGGCUACUGUGCUUUGUGCUCAAGGAAUCUCGUCUUGUGGCGUAUGCUUGUAUACUUUCAAUGCGCUCAUACAUCCUGACCAUCGUGGGUGCACCCGUCCGUGUGCCACUCUGUGACACGACACGAAAGGCGAGUAGUCAGCGUGAUGAGUUCCCUCCGCGGCUACUGUGCUUUGUGCUCAAGGAAUCUCGUCUUGUGGCGUAUGCUUGUAUACUUUCAAUGCGCUCACACAUUCUGACCAUCGUGGGUGCACCCGUCCGUGUGCCACACUGUGACACCGGGUGCGCACAGUGAUAGCCGAGAAAGACAAUUUUGGGAGAAGCCCUGACGAGCGAGCGAGUAUGAAAUGGACUUAAGAUGGAGCGAAGACUAAUCCCACUGAUUCCACAUGUUGGCGGCAUGCCACGUGAGAGGCUGGUCGUUUGCAUACAUUACAGUGAACACGUUGCAGCUGCGGCACUCCACAGGGACAGAAAUCACGAGAGAUGGAGUAGUGCGAGUCUCGUAAUGAGACUUGGAUCACGCUAUUACAGAGUAUGCCGCGCCAGGCUGUCGGUCCUGGCUCGGGUUCACACUCCUCACAUUAUUGUAUCCUCAGAUUCUCUGCCCGUCAAGUCUGAUGAACUCAUCACCGCAGUAUGUCCAUACUGCACGUGCCUCGUGAUUUUCGCAACGUCGGUUAUGUAACACGCACCCGUACAUAAUCAGCUUCCAUGUCGGCCUUCGCAUCUGACUAGGCCUCCAUCCAUCCGCACAGAAUGCACCGCCUGCACCCACUGCCAACCAAAACCCGAGCCACCCCUCUUACAGG
Molecule: messenger RNA, 1608 nt
Organism: Chlamydomonas reinhardtii
Lineage: Eukaryota; Viridiplantae; Chlorophyta; Chlorophyceae; Chlamydomonadales; Chlamydomonadaceae
Exons: 2
Coding region: 289-456 (55 amino acids)
Source: RefSeq, a predicted model, not a curated record